This is a messenger RNA of Capsella rubella, 1106 nucleotides long. Its product is annotated as probable caffeoyl-CoA O-methyltransferase At4g26220. The coding region runs from base 173 to 871 and encodes 232 amino acids. NCBI's taxonomy places the organism in Eukaryota, Viridiplantae, Streptophyta, Magnoliopsida, Brassicales, Brassicaceae. Gene Ontology annotation, molecular function: O-methyltransferase activity; S-adenosylmethionine-dependent methyltransferase activity. The transcript is spliced from 5 exons. The record is from RefSeq and is a predicted model, not a curated record.
UGACAGUUGUCAUUGCUAAAAUUUUCUAUCAAAUUUAUCUUUCACGAUUUCGUAUAAAAGCAAGUCUUAUAUGUGUAGAAGAAGCAUCACUCGAUAUUGUAGCGGAAGAUCGCAAUCGGGUACUCUCUCGACCGAUACUUGAGUGUCUUUUGGAAGGAGACUGUGAUUUACGAUGGCUAAGGAUGAAGCCAAGGGAUUGUUGAAGAGUGAAGAGCUCUAUAAAUAUAUACUGGAGACCAGUGUGUACCCACGAGAGCCAGCACCUCUCAAGGAGCUUCGGAACAUUACUCAUAACCACCCUCAAGCUGGUAUGGCUACUGCUCCUGAUGCUGGCCAGUUGAUGGAGAUGUUGCUGAAUCUUGUAAAUGCAAGAAAGACGAUUGAGGUUGGGGUUUUCACUGGAUACUCUCUUCUCCUCACUGCUCUUACAUUACCGGAAGAUGGCAAGGUUAUAGCCAUUGACAUGAGUAGAGACUCGUAUGAAAUAGGACUGCCAGUUAUAAAGAAAGCUGGUGUUGAGCACAAAAUUGAUUUCAGAGAGUCUGAAGCUCUUCCAGCUCUUGACGAGCUUUUAAACGAUAAAGCGAACGAGGGUGGAUUCGAUUUUGCAUUUGUGGAUGCAGACAAGGUGAAUUAUUGGAACUACCAUGAGAGGCUUAUGAGACUGAUCAAGGUUGGUGGGAUAAUAGUGUAUGACAACACUCUGUGGGGAGGAUCAGUUGCUGAACCGGACUCCAUCACCCCCGAAUGGAGGAAAGAAGUGAAGAAAACAACCCUUGAGCUUAACAAGAAACUCUCGGCUGAUGAGCGUGUGCAGAUCUCGCAUGCUGCACUUGGCGAUGGUAUCACUAUUUGCAGGAGAUUAUAUUGAGCUAUUUGUGGUGCUACGGUGUUGUGUUAUUUAUGAUCAUUUGGGUCCUGUGAUUGUGGAACUUUUAUAUUGAGAUAUUGUGAUGCUAGAGUGUUGUUCUUUGGGACCUUUUGGGGUCGUACUGAGCCUUUGAGCUAUUGUGAUCUUUUGGGUCUUGUGUAUGUGAACCUUUUAAUCAGUUUGUGGAUUUCUUCAAAUACCAAGGGUAACCUGUUACCAAGAACGUUUUAUGUUU